Messenger RNA from Drosophila novamexicana, 1726 nucleotides. RefSeq names its product hemicentin-2 (gene dpr5). Gene Ontology annotation, biological process: synapse organization. The transcript is spliced from 6 exons. Bases 312 to 1193 code for a protein of 293 amino acids. Gene Ontology annotation, cellular component: neuron projection membrane. The record is from RefSeq and is a predicted model, not a curated record. NCBI's taxonomy places the organism in Eukaryota, Metazoa, Arthropoda, Insecta, Diptera, Drosophilidae.
UGACUGGCUGUGAUUCGGUCAAGAGUUGAACACGAAGCAACACGCAGCACGAAACACGUGACGGUGCUCAUGCGGCUCGUUAGAUUAGCGAGUGUCGCAAUUUUGUUAUGACGUAAAGUUCGAAAAGAGGCAACGGCAAAUACGAGAAACGCGCUACGUAACACGUAACGCCACGCGGUCGAAUGCGUUACGCGACGCAUGAAAUGGCGGCACGCAAUUCGCGCUACAUUGAAUCCAAGCGCAUCGACAGCAAAUCCCUCUAGUCCUACGCAAAAAGUUAUAAUUUAAUAGCGUCACAAAUUGCGCAUGAAAUGUUGUUGGAAUACUUUAUGGCGAUGCUUGUGAUCAUGGGAUUAACCACAACAUUCGAUAAGCACACAAGCCGCAUCACCAGCCACAUGCAACACUUUGCUUUGGCCACGGAGCUCUCCAAUCUGAUACCGGAGGAGUACGAGCCGCAAUUUGAUAAUAGCUCGGAGCGUGAAAUAAUCGCCGCCUUGGGCACGACAGCUCGCAUGCAUUGUCGCGUACGUAAUCUAGGCGAUCGUGCCGUCUCCUGGAUCCGGCAGCGGGAUCUCCAUAUACUCACCAUCGGCAUCAUGACCUACACCAAUGAUCAACGCUUUCUGGCCCGGCACAUUGACAACUCCGAUGAGUGGGUGCUCAAGGUCGUCUCGGUGCAGCCACGCGAUGCCGGCGUCUAUGAGUGCCAGGUCUCCACGGAGCCAAAAAUAAGUCUCGCCUACAAAUUGAUGGUUGUGACGUCCAAGGCACAAAUCUUGGCCAAUCGCGAACUGUUCAUCCAAAGCGGCAGCGACAUCAAUUUGACAUGCAUAGCACCCCAGGCGCCAGGACCCUACACACACAUGCUCUGGUACAAGGACACCGAACUGGUGAGCGAUUCGACUCGCGGCGGCAUACGCGUCAUUUCCGAACAGCAAAUCAAGACGAGCAAUUUGGUUAUAUCCCGUGUAUUGCACACGGAUUCCGGCAAUUACACGUGCUCCGCGGAUAACUCAAACUCUGACAGCGUCUUUGUGCAUAUCAUUAAGAGCGAACAGCACGCGGCCAUGCAGCAUGAGCUGGGCAUUCGACUGGAGGCUGGAGGCCCGAGCCUGUGGCUGCUGCUUGGCCUGCUCCUACUGCUGCAGCAUAUGCCACACCGCCCCCUGCGCCAGCUGGCCUUCGUCUAAGCUCUGGGCCGCAACUUAUGUUUGAUGUCUGCUUUAGCGUAAGCCCUUGGGCGGUGGGGUGCGUGGGCAUAGGGCACUUUUGACCCGAAGGGAUGCUGAUGCCACGCCCACACAGCCCAACAUACAAGCGCUGUACAUAGGAGGUAGAGAUGCAUCUGUGUAUAUAUUGUAAAUCGAAUUGGGUUUUUCAUUUGGACAGCUUUAAGUAUUUUUAUACAUAGUUAAGUGAAAAUAACAACAAAUAAUACAUGUCGAUUCAUCGAUACAUCUUUAAAUCGUGCGAUCGACUAGCCCUAAGCCAAGUGAAACGAAAAUGCAAACUUUAAAUCGAAUAAUUGAAAAAUCGAAAUAUCGAAAAAUAGAAAAAUAAUGUAAAUACGUAUAUGUUUAAUCUUAAUUAGACAAGAACCAUGUUAAACUGUCGCGCCCGUCAAAUACAAAUUGAAGGUGUGCACAACAUAUGUAAACACACACACACACACACGCAUAUAGGCAUUGCUAUACUAACUGUCAUCUAGAUUAAUUAUGAUUAA